GAAGUAAUCAUGGCAGAAAAUGAUUUUGCGCCCAAGUUCGCGCCGUUCUUCGGAAUGGCGGGCAUUUGCUUCGCAAUGACCUUCGGAUGUAUCGGAGCAGCAUACGGGACCGCAAAGUCUGGUAUUGGAAUCGCCGGAGUUGGUACCUUCAGACCAGAUCUUAUUAUGAAGUCCCUUAUUCCAGUCGUCAUGUCUGGUAUUAUCGCAGUUUACUCUCUAGUCAUUGCGGUCUUGAUUGCCUCGGACAUUGGCCCUCCUCCAAAUCAACACUACAGCUUGUUCAACGGUUUCAUGCAUCUUGCAUGCGGUCUUUCGGUAGGUUUGACGGGACUGGCAGCGGGAUACGCAAUUGGGAUUGUUGGAGACAUGGGAGUAAGGUCAUAUAUGCUGCAGUCGAGGAUAUUCGUUGGAAUGGUUCUGAUCUUGAUUUUCGGAGAAGUUCUGGGUCUUUAUGGACUAAUUGUGGCAUUGAUUCUCAACACAAAGAGCAGAGGAUAG
Lachnellula hyalina is the source of this 498-nucleotide messenger RNA. It is a transcript of the gene vma-11, whose product is annotated as V-type proton ATPase 16 kDa proteolipid subunit. Gene Ontology annotation, cellular component: proton-transporting V-type ATPase, V0 domain. The record is from RefSeq and is a predicted model, not a curated record. The annotation marks the transcript as partial. The transcript has 6 exons. NCBI's taxonomy places the organism in Eukaryota, Fungi, Ascomycota, Leotiomycetes, Helotiales, Lachnaceae. Gene Ontology annotation, biological process: proton transmembrane transport. Gene Ontology annotation, molecular function: proton-transporting ATPase activity, rotational mechanism.